AUCACAGAAAAGCUUCCCUCAUAAGACUAUUUUUUUAGCGGACAACAGCUGUCUUCCAAGGUAAUGGGCAAGGGGCGCGAGACAUGCAAUCACAAGGGAUGACUGAUUUUCUUAUGUCACACCCACCACGGACCUAUAACCCCGUGUCUUUUCGGGAGUCUGUGCGUGCAGGUUUGUGCUGUCUAAUGCUAGGCGCCAUGACUCGCCUCCUGGGGUCUCGAGGGGGAAAUUUAGCAGCGUGAGUCUGCUUGGAAAAUAGCAGGGAACGAGCCACUCUGACAGCGCGUCGAGUCGUGACACUUUGAUUCUUGACCUCAAUGUUUCUUUUUUAUCGUCCUGACCUUUAGUCCCGAGGCAUCGUUUGUUUUCUUCUGUGAAAGGAAGCGGGUUGUUGCUGAGACCAGAAUGGCCUCAGCGGUGGAAUGGACGAGGUGAAAAGAGGAAAGAAAAGGAAGUGAAGGGUUUGGGAUGCGCUGGGUGACAUGCACUGCGUCCUUGUAGAGGAAAACCAAGUACUCGAGGAGAAAGUUGUUGCAAAGCGCUCGUGAAGGGAGUCGUGGCGGGGUGAGGGACGGCGGGAGGCAGGGGCGGGGAGGGAGCGUCUGGCUUGCCUGAGGGGAGAAGAGGAGCAUCCGGUAAGUGGCACCGGCGGGGGGCCGUGCUGCCGUAUAGAGGGGCGGGGGAAGAGGGAAGGAAAGCUUUGGGAAUCUUGGUGGUGGUGAUGGUGGCGGCGGUGGACUCCAGUGAAAGUGUUGACCAGCACGGUAGUGCGCAUGCGCGUGCGUGGCCCGGUAUAUAUCGUGAGCGGGUGGGGCUGGUCGCGAGUGUCAGCAGCCGGACCUUCACAUAAUGGCUCGCCUUUGGUACAUGUGGAGCACCGCCGUGCUUUUGGCCGCCGCUAGUGGUCUUCAUGCGCCUUUCCUUCCCCGAGAGCGCCGCCAAAUCACCAACAACUUUGAUUUGGACCUGCCGGUGGAGGACCUGUGCAAGAACAAGGCCAGCAACGAGUUCUUCCGUCUGCCCGACACCAACGACUGCAGGGACGUGUUUAGCCCCCUUCUACAGGCAAGGGUCAAGAACUGCGAUAAGCUGGAGAAGCCAACCAAGGUGAAGCCGCUGUUCAACACGGACACGCCACUCUGCCCAGAGGGUCAGCUGGCCUGCGGGAAUGGCGUCUGCCUCUCGCAAGCCUCCUUCUGUGACGGCAUUUUUGACUGCGAGGACAACUCUGACGAGAAUGCUUGCAGCGUGGAGGAGGACCCCAACCGCGCCCCGGUGUGUGACAACAAGCAGUGUGUCUUGCCGGACUGCUUCUGCUCCGCGGACGGCACGCGCAUCCCGGGGAACCUGGAGCCCUCCAAUACGCCUCAAAUGAUCACCAUCACCUUCUCCGGUGCCGUUAACGUGGACAACGUCGACCUUUACCAAGACCUUUUUAAUGACGAGAGUAAGAACCCGAACGGCUGCCAGACGAAGGCCACGUUCUUUGUCUCCCACAGGUACACCAACUACUCCGCCGUGCAGGAGCUGCACCGCAAGGGUCACGAGAUCGGCGUUUUCUCCAUUAGCAACCGCGAGAGUCCCGACUACUGGACGCAUGGCACCUACGACGACUGGCUGACGGAGAUGGCCGGGGCGAGACUCAUCCUGGAGCGCUACGCCAACGUCAGCGACAACUCCAUCAUCGGGGUGCGCGCCCCCUACCUGCGGGUGGGCGGAAACACACAGUUCGAAAUGAUGACAGACCAACUCUUCAUCUAUGACUCCUCCAUCACCGCGUCCCUCAGCAAGGUGCCGCUGUGGCCCUACACCCUCUACUUCCGCAUGCCGCACAAGUGUCACGGCAACGCCCAGAACUGCCCCUCGCGCUCCCACCCGGUUUGGGAAAUGGUCAUGAACGAGCUGGAUCGACGCGACGACCCUAAAUUCGACGAGACCUUACCCGGCUGCCACUUCGUCAGCUCCUGCACCAACAUCCGCACCGGCGAGCAGUUCGAGCAUUUCCUGGAACACAACUUCCAGCGUCAUUACCUAACCAACCGCGCACCUCUCGGCCUCCACUUCCACGCCGCCUGGCUGGAGAGUAACAAAGACUACAAGAAAAUUCUCAUCAAUUUCAUCAAAGAAAAGACGUCCCAGAACGACGUUUACUUCGUAACGAUGCUGCAGGUGAUCCAGUGGAUGCAGAGCCCCACGGAGUCCACGGCCAUUAGGGACUUCCCGGAGUGGAAGGAGAAGUGUGACGUGAAGGGUCUGCCUUACUGCUCGCUGCCCAACACGUGUUCCCUCACCAGCCGGGAGCUGCGCGGCGAGACCCUCAAUCUGUACACCUGCAUGCAGUGCCCCCGCGAGUACCCGUGGCUGCUCGACCCCACCGGCGACGGCCUCGAACUCGUGUGAGUCUUAAGAACACCGCAAAGACUUUUAUGAUGAUUAACGAGAAACUGGAAUGCGUUACGAACAGCGGCAAGUGACGUCGAUGUAACGCCAGCAGAAGUGAACAGCAAAUUUGAAAGAAAAACUUAAGAAAUGGUAUUAGUUGUUCUUUUUUGCACCAACACGAGAAAAUAAAAACUCCCUUCAGAGGCAUGAUAAAGAGAGCGGCCACCAAAGAGCACCAAGCCUGACCCCCUGGGCUGCCUGGUUGGCGUGAGGGACACCCCGCCCACCGUCCGGCUGGUCCGACCCGCAAUCUAGUCCCGUUCACCCCCAGCAGCGCCAGUGUUCCUCAAGAUGUCGUUUCCUCUCCCCUCCUCCUCAGCCCUUAAUACCACGCCCCCUCCUCACGACCCCUGCACCAAGAUAUCGUGACCUCUCAAACUGUGCGUCCCUUCCUCGGCUCCCAACACACCAAGACCUUGAUCCAUUUUCUAGGACUCAAAUUCAUCAACCAGUAUCCACCCCCCCCAGUGCUUCUGAUCAUCAACCCAGUGCCUCUAACUCUUGAUUAGGACGACGUUUCGGCUCCCCCUUCCCGCCUGUUUAUGCCCCUAGAAACUUACUGCCCUCAGAAGACUCACUUACAAUUACUCGCCUCCCCAUCCCGCACCAUAGCCUUCCCUCCACGCGCCCCCUUCCUUCCUUCAGACAAAACCACACUAAUUCACGGGUCAAAUUGUGCAUCAUUACUUUUCGUUUUGGUGUGUCAUCGAAACACUUCACGCGAUGGCUCAAAGAAAAGAUGUUAGAGUUGAGAUUAUGUCUUUCCGGAUCCUCGCUUCCUCUUUGUCUCCCUCCCUCGCUUCUUUCUUCAUUCCCCUCUUGCCUCCCUCCACUUGCGUUUUCUCACGGCCAGAAAAAAAAAAGGUGUUUCAUUGUCUUUCUAAAGGUCGAUUUUCUGAACGUAACUCCCGAAGGCCCGGUCAUGGAUCACACACACACACACACACACACACACACACACACACACACACACACACACCUCCCCGUCACCAUAGUAGAAUAAACAAACUCAUAAGCGAUUCUGUGAGGAAAAGAGAAGAACGUGCUCUCCCUUCCCUUUUCUCUCUCUCUCUCUCUCUCUCUCUCUCUGGCACCUACACGACGAAUCAGACAUCACUGCUUGUAACUUUCAUAGUAUAGAGGGUUAGGUAUCACUUUUGUAUGAGGUAUGUUAAUCUUAGGCUAUUGUGUGUUUUUACGGUUUCGUGUAUGUUAGUUAUUUUUUGUAUGUUUGAAGUGGGGCUUUUUUUUGCAUCUUUUUUUUUCCCCAUUCAGUUGUCUACAGUAAAAGAAAAAAAGAGUAAUGUUAUAAGGUAAGCGUCUUUGUACCGUCUGGAGUUUGUUCGUUACGGCACAGGCUCUGAAUGUCAGCGGCGGGGUUGGUAUGUACGUUAGGCUGGUAGCGUUACUGUUAUGUUCGUGGUAAUAGUUCAACGUCGUGCUCUUCGGAAAGUGUUUGAAAUAAGUAUUGACGACACGUAUAUAUAUUUUAUUUUUAAUUUCCAUCGAUUUUCAUCAGCAAGACACUCCCCAGGCAUUUCCUUCCACUGGUGUCUCAACCUUGUGUGUAUUUCAGGAUAUUUUUUCUGUAUAUUAUUUUUUGUACGUGAACCAAAAGAUUUCUGAAAGCCAACCAGUUCUUUUGUGUCUUGUGUGCGUCUUCACAUGCGUACACGGGGACUCCUUUGUC
This is a messenger RNA of Eriocheir sinensis (Chinese mitten crab), 4132 nucleotides long. Its product is annotated as chitin deacetylase 1-like. The record is from RefSeq and is a predicted model, not a curated record. Gene Ontology annotation, biological process: carbohydrate metabolic process. The transcript has 6 exons. NCBI's taxonomy places the organism in Eukaryota, Metazoa, Arthropoda, Malacostraca, Decapoda, Varunidae. Gene Ontology annotation, molecular function: protein binding. Bases 850 to 2400 code for a protein of 516 amino acids.